Messenger RNA from Drosophila obscura, 927 nucleotides. It is a transcript of the gene mRpL46, whose product is annotated as 39S ribosomal protein L46, mitochondrial. The record is from RefSeq and is a predicted model, not a curated record. Gene Ontology annotation, molecular function: structural constituent of ribosome. The transcript has a single exon. Gene Ontology annotation, cellular component: mitochondrial large ribosomal subunit. The coding region runs from base 90 to 875 and encodes 261 amino acids. NCBI's taxonomy places the organism in Eukaryota, Metazoa, Arthropoda, Insecta, Diptera, Drosophilidae.
GAACAUCUGUUCGCCUGCUGCUGCUCAUGUAAUCGGGGCUCGUUUUGGAUAUUUUUUCCAUAAACUUUUUUUUAAUUAAAAACUUAACUAUGCUGCGACGCUUUGUGCAGGUGGGAGCCAGGCAAGUGACGCGCGCCCAGUCCACAGCAGCCGCCCAGGAGAAGUGGGAUCUUUACGCCGGCGUUCUCGUGGAACGACUGCCCGUCGUCUCCAAGUCACUCAGCCCCGUGGAGCGGCAGUUUCAGGACUUGCUGUGGCGUGUCGAGUACGAGAACAGCCUAAAAUCCGACCAUGAGCUCAAGAACGAACGGGAAUUGGUCCAGGCUGAGCUCAUCAAGCAGGGAAAAGUGCAGGUGGAUCUGGACGAAAGCAUGACCAAGCAGACGGCCCAAGAUCUGAAAGAUGCGUACGUCGAGGAGCUGAAGAAAUUCCAAUUUGGCUCCCGCUCGACGCCCGACGAUGCGGCCAACAAGACCAGCUCCACAGACCGCUGUCUGGAGGACACGCUCUAUUUGCUGGUGCAACAGAAGCUGGGCCCGCAGCAGCACAUGAUUCUGCCGCAGGGCAAGCGCCAAGACGGUGAGUCCUUGCGCCAGACGGCGGAGCGUGUGCUACGCGAACAGUGUGGCAGCGAGCUGCAGGUGCUCUUCUACGGCAACGCACCCGUGGGCUUUCACAAGUACAAGUACCCCAGCAAUCAGCGUGCCGAGAGCGUCGGGGCCAAGGUAUUCUUCUAUCGCGCCUCCCUCCGCACCGGCCAAGUGGGUGACAACAAGACGCCGAGCACCAAAUACGAGUGGCUGCCCAAGGGUGCCCUCGACGGGAAGCUAACGAAUGCCGCCUACGCGGAUAGCAUAAAGAAGUUUUUGUUAUAAUUGUAAAUGUUAAUCUGUUUUGUAAAGAAUAAAUGGGAACCCCCGAAGGUAA